UCAAGAGCCUCCGUUCUUCAGAAGCUCAUUAAGGGCCUCCAGGAGGACUGCGCAUCAAUUGGAGUUUCCUCUCUGCCUUUUUAAGCCUCUCUGCUCGGGUUCAACUCACUCACUGGCCGAGGAGCGUCAGAAAUGGACUCAAUUUAGAGCCAAAGCAGAGUGGACAUGAAAGAUGUGGCGCUGUGAGGAGGCAUAUUAAAACAGCAGGAAAGGCCCUUGGACUUGAGCCAAAUAGGAUCUCACCCUGUCGUGAGCUGACCGGAUUUGGAGAAGUUUUGGGUGUACUUGUUGCGAUGCCCUUCUUCUUCGGUCUCUGGAUGAUUUCAGUCCAUCCUGUACGAUUUGUUUUGCGUCAGUUUUUGCGCCUGCAGACAUACGAAAGUGACAUUUUUAACGCAGGACUACUCUCUGGACCUGGAUGCAGAGAUGCAAGGCAACUAAAUGGACUCCCCGUUAGUUCAUUUUGUCACUGACUUUAACCUGAUGGAUAUUUCGCAGAAAUACAACAUGACACCAAAACAGCAGAUGGACGAUGACCCAACGAGUCCCAACAGCAACACCUCACCCUGGAGCCAGGACCUGGACCUGGAAAGCGGCGAGCAUGUGGUUGUUGGUGCACCCAAGUUUUACAGCUGCGGGGCGCACGGGUAUCAAAACAAGUCCAAACGGAGGAGGAUCAUCACUGUGGUGCAGAGGCAAGCGGCCAAUGUGCGGGAGAGGAAGAGGAUGUUCAGUCUGAAUGAGGCGUUUGAUGAACUGAGGCGGAAGGUGCCUACGUUCGCUUACGAGAAGAGACUUUCACGGAUAGAUACGCUGCGUCUGGCCAUCGUCUACAUCUCUUUUAUGACGGACCUGCUGGAGCAAACCAGCCACAGUAGUCCAAUGUGAACUUAAUUCCAUGGGUAUAUUGGACCGCGCUGAAAGUGUGGACUGAUAAACUCUCCUUUUUCAGAGACUGAGAUCGUAAAUCUAGACAAAAGUUAAAAAUAUUUGAAACCAUUACAAACUUUUUAAAUCCCUCUUUUCUCUCAAAUUUCUAUCGGUGACAUCAGUAUUGUUCAUGGCACGCAUUAGGAGUAAUCUCAAAGAAGCCACUAAAAAUAUUAAACAUUCAGUGUUUUUUUAUUUUAUUUUACCCAAACUACCAGAAUGAUUAGCUAUAGGCCUAUGUAGAAAAAUUCAAACAUUAAACAAUGGGCCUAAAACUGAAUCUAAAAACAUGCAGGAUACGCGAGACAACACGUCAUACUCAACUGAUGACAGUUUUACGAGUUUAGCACAAUGUGUACGUUACUGUAACCCUGCAUCUAUGAAUAAAUUCCAAUAACUUCCAAUAAAAGUCAAAGUCCGCAAGGCGACGCUUCUUUCAGGUGUGUUCUUUCAGCACCCUGGAGAGCGACACAGCCGCGAGCCUCACCUGGCCUCGUGGUAACAUGGAACAGGUGUGUCUGAGAAAAAAAUGCAGUGUUAGGCUUUACCUUCUUCCAGAGAAUAUUCAAACAAGUAAAACAGUUUUAAUUUCCCCCCUUGAAGCCUUAUCAACUUGUCACUUGCAAAUGCGUAAAGAUUGAGCGGAUUUUAAUCGCAAAGUCAAGGCUCACUGCAUGACGCUGAAUGUUAUCUUUAGCGCAGAGGUGUGAAUUGAGUCAGGGGUAAA
Molecule: messenger RNA, 1657 nt
Organism: Notolabrus celidotus (New Zealand spotty)
Lineage: Eukaryota; Metazoa; Chordata; Actinopteri; Labriformes; Labridae
Gene: ferd3l
Product: pancreas transcription factor 1 subunit alpha
Exons: 1
Coding region: 442-888 (148 amino acids)
Biological process (GO): developmental process; regulation of transcription by RNA polymerase II
Molecular function (GO): DNA-binding transcription factor activity, RNA polymerase II-specific; protein dimerization activity; RNA polymerase II transcription regulatory region sequence-specific DNA binding
Source: RefSeq, a predicted model, not a curated record